AUGCUGAACACCCACAAACAGUUGGUCAGGACCCCAUCAGAGAGACCAGGGCAGGACCUCCAGCUCCAGGAUUCAGGGACUGUCAAGGGGCUGCUCGAACUCCUGUCAGACACCCCCCAGGCUGAGCAGGAGGCUGCUCAGAGCUCAGCCUCCUCUUCUGUCUUCCCCCAGGGAUGCCUUGGGGGUGGUGAUGGCAUACUUCAGGGCCAGCGGCAGAGGUCUCAGAGUGCAGGACAGAUGGCAAAGAAGGACCGGACGCCCAGGGCCCGGAACAAGAAAGGGCGUGGCUCUGCCGAGACUGAGGACCUCUUUCCUUCUUCUGCUCGGAAACCCUCCUUCCCCUUCCAGUGGGCCUGGGAGAGCUUCACCACAGAGGGCCGGGCUCCGCUUCAGCUUGGCGCCCCCCUGGCUCCUGGCCACAAAGCCCUGCCCUUGCCCCCAGCGGACCCCCAGCACAAGUCCAGGCGUAAGUCCUCAAGCAAACUCCUCGAGGCCCAUGGCUUCUGCUGGAAGACGAGGGUGCCAAACCUGGAGAGGAGACAGCAGCUCAGGGCCUGUGGCUGCAUCUCUGCCUCUUCCGGCCAAGGGGAGGGCCAAGAGCUGGAGCUUCCCAGUGAGUGUAGCCUCUGGCCACCUGGGAAGAGGUCAGAGUCUGGGUCAGAAUCCGAGGAAGCUGAAGCUGCUGAGCUGGAAGCUCUGAGUGCUGAGGAGGCCGAGAGGGGUCUGAGCCCUGGGGAGCUGCCCCAGCUCCCCAGGAGGAGGUCGAUCUUGGAGGAGGAACGGUUUGCAGAGGUGACAGAGGAGGCUGAGGAGGGGGUGUACAGGGUCCCCCACAGAAAGAGGGCAGGUUCUCGGAGAAAGGGGCGGAUUUCCAGUGAGGAGGCCUCCGAUGAAGGUGAACCGCAGUGCCAAGGGACGGCGAGGGCCAGAGAGCUGGAGGGGCCGUGGGACCUGGGGAAACUGAGGAGGCAGUUACAGCGAGACUUGAACUGUGGCCCCAAAAAACAUCCCUGGAAGACUUUGCGGGCUGCUGUCCAGGCCUCCAACCAGAGUGGGAAAAUGGAUGCCUUGGGAGACGAUGAGACUCUAUUGUUUGCCAACUUCCCUAACCGUACCUUCCACAAGCGACAGGAGGCCACCAGAAGCCUGCUGUUGGCCUGGGAGCGGCAGCAGCAGGAGGAGCGGCAGCAGGCUGAGCUGCGGAGGGCCCGGGAGCAGCGGGUACAGCAGCAGGUGGCUCGCUGCCUGGCAGCCUACGCACCAAGAGGGAGUCGGGGGUCAGGGACCGCCCAGCGCAAGCUGGAGGAGCUGAGGCGCAAGGAGCGACAGCGCUUUGCUGAGUACCAGGCAGAGUUGCAGGGCAUCCAACACAGGGUGCAGGCCCGGCCCUACCUGUUCCAGCAGGCCAUGCAGGCCAAUGCCCGGCUCACGGUGACCCGGCGUUUCUCCCAGGUGCUGUCGGCACUGGGUCUGAAUGAAGAGCAGCUGCUGGCUGAGGCAGAAAUGAGGAACACAGAGGGCACCUCCAGGAAAUCCAGGAGCCACAAGUCAGUGGGAGAGAGAAUGGAGCACUCUUCUCAGAACCUCCCGAGGACAGAACCCACCAGCAGCCAGCCUGACAGGCACUCCGCCCCAAGCCCAGAAUGAGAACCCAGUCGCUUAGAUAACAAGUAAAGGCUUUAUGUAAAAUACAGUGUGGGAUUUCUGGUGGUGGUGGGAAGCAGCUGUGGGGAGGCAGCAGGCUGUUUGUUCCCACAUAUCCAAGGAGUUCUGAGUCCUAGAAAUUCAAGAGUAGGACAGAAUGACCUUUGCCCUUGAGUCCGGUGGGGGAGGCGGACCUUUAAAGGGGCGUAUAUGUCACACUGUAACAGAGGGGCCACCAGAUGGAGCAGCUGGGGCUGGAGAGUCUGGAGGGAUUGUGUGAACUGGGCUUUUAAAUGACUUCAAGUUAGAGCCCCUCGCUUAAAGGAAAAAUAAGCUCGCACACACAGAUGUACCGAAGUUUGCACUUAAUUUCAGAAGGUUCACAGACACACAGAGGCUCGGCUGGAGCUUCUCAGCAGUUCAGAGCACAGGUUAAA
Pteropus alecto (black flying fox) is the source of this 2081-nucleotide messenger RNA. It is a transcript of the gene TSGA10IP, whose product is annotated as testis specific 10 interacting protein. The transcript has 8 exons. Lineage: Eukaryota; Metazoa; Chordata; Mammalia; Chiroptera; Pteropodidae. The record is from RefSeq and is a predicted model, not a curated record. Gene Ontology annotation, cellular component: photoreceptor connecting cilium; cilium; ciliary basal body. The coding region runs from base 1 to 1647 and encodes 548 amino acids. Gene Ontology annotation, biological process: cilium organization.